AUGGCUCAAUACUUGAAAAAGCCCUUCAAAGACAGUUUGAGUGCUAUAAAGGAACGAAUGAAAGAAAAAAGAAAUCAGAAAUGGAUAAGGCUGGGUAAAACUAGCCAGAUCUCCACUGUUCAGUGCAAAAGAGCAGCCAAGAGCUCAAUGCAAAUGAAGAGCAUCCAGGCAAACAACAGAGCUCUAGCUCAGGCUUUACAAGAAGAAAAGCUCAAACUGAAAGAUGCCCAGGAUACCAUUCUUCAGUUAAGGAAAGAUUAUCACAAUCUGAAGGUUCAGAUGCUUGACAUGAAAAGAAAUGUUGGUUUCAAGCAAGCACAAGAACACGUCGAGAGUAGACUCUCAGCUUUGAAUGAGAUUAUGUCAAAAGUUCAUCAGAAUCUACUGAACUCAAUUGAUCUCCUUGGCCCAGCAAAGAAUUUGUGUUCCACAAGUGUGCUUUCUUCAGUUCUUGAAAACAGUUCCAGUGUCACAGGACAAAUACAUUUGGUAGGACCUCUACAAGGUGCUGAUGGACAUGAUCAAGUACACCCAAGUGGGAUGGAGGCUGAGUGUGACAGAAAUGAACUUGUUCAUUCUAUGUCAGAGACCUGUGAGGAAUCUGACAAUGCCAUUUACUUAAUGAAAACAGUUCCAGACAAAGGGCAAACCUCUGAUUCUCAUCUGAGCAGCCUGAGGUCAGAGCUGAAAACUGAUUCUUUAAUUGGAGAGAAUGGAUUUGGUAACAUGGUACCAAAAGAUGUGUCCACCAGGCGUCACCAGUCAAAGAUGAGGAACUGUGAUGUACUUUGCAGUGGUUUCUUGGACUGCUUAGAAGCUCCUGAUUCAACAAGACAGCUUUCUGAAAACGAUGAAAUUAGACUUGAGGAAAGUCUACAGAAGUGUACUGUAGAAAACAUAAAUUCAGGUAUUUCUCCAUUGAAUGGAAACAAAGUACGUUUAGAGGUGGUUUUGAGAAAGAUAGAUUGUGAAACUGCACAGUUCAGCUUGGACAGUAAUUCUGCUCUUAAACAACAUGCGUGUAAAAGCAGAGAACACUCUCAAGCAAGCAAAAAGAAGCAUCAGAAGGGAAAACUGGAAUGGCCUAAAAAAAAUUCCAAACAAAGACCAAAAAAAGGACAGGAUAAAGAGGCUUCCAAAGAAAAGAUGGAUUUCUUGGGUGGCUCCAGCGAUGCUUAUGACUUUAACUUUGAAGAGUCUGUCCAUCUUACACCUUUUCGACAAAAGAAGGUGAAUGACACAGAUACUGCUUUGCAUGACAAAGAAGACUUAACUGAAACUGAUACCACUGAGUCAAGUGAUACUAAAGAAGAUUCAGAUGAUAGCCUUUAUGAACCUUAUAAGAGUAAAUCAAAGAAAAGGAGAAGUUCAGUGGACAAUGGAGUUGCAUCACCAGUCCAUGCAAGGCCGAGGUCUAAAAGAUGUUUGGCACAGCGUGAGCUGAAACUCCAUGAUGAAAAAGAGACUGAAAGCAAUACAUCAAGUGACAAUUCCAUUAGGCAGCCUUCUGAGCCAUCUCGUGGUCACCUUUGUGAUGUUACCAAUACCACUUCCUUGCUUGCCAGCACCAGGAACGCAUCUGUUGUCCCAGAAGCUGAGCAACCACCAUCUCCAAAACGCAAGCGAAGCUGUACUAUCACUGUGAGCUAUAAGGAACCAAGUAUUUCAGGGAAACUCAGGAGAGGAGAUCCAUUUACAGAUACAAAUUUUCUGAAUUCUCCAAUUUACAAGCAGAAGAAAGAUGCUAAACGCCGUUCUAUUCAGAAAGAAGUUCUUUCAAAAUAUAAUGAGAAGUUUGUUGGUUGCCGUUAA
Molecule: messenger RNA, 1812 nt
Organism: Chaetura pelagica (chimney swift)
Lineage: Eukaryota; Metazoa; Chordata; Aves; Apodiformes; Apodidae
Gene: SGO1
Product: shugoshin-like 1 (S. pombe)
Exons: 8
Coding region: 1-1812 (603 amino acids)
Biological process (GO): meiotic chromosome segregation
Cellular component (GO): chromosome, centromeric region; nucleus
Source: RefSeq, a predicted model, not a curated record